Platichthys flesus (European flounder) is the source of this 1721-nucleotide messenger RNA. RefSeq lists its product as uncharacterized. The record is from RefSeq and is a predicted model, not a curated record. The coding region runs from base 651 to 1658 and encodes 335 amino acids. The transcript is spliced from 3 exons. NCBI's taxonomy places the organism in Eukaryota, Metazoa, Chordata, Actinopteri, Pleuronectiformes, Pleuronectidae.
ACUGCUGCUCGAGCACAGAGAGUGUUUACAUCUUGACCUGUGAUUUGAAAUGUUCUGCAUCGUUUCACCUGCUCUGACUCAAACUUCAGUUUUAAAAUAUGAAUUAUUAUUCUUCACACGAAGCGUUAAACCAGGUCUCAUGGAAACCACAGUUUUCUAAAGGUUUAAUUGAAUUUAACGAAUCCAAAAGAUCUGUGUCUUUCAAAGCUCCGGUUGAAUUAUAAUAAAAUGUUUUUCUACAUAAUGUUGUAACAGCAGAGUUUAAAACCUGAGCUGAACACGAGCUGUGGAGAUCAGGACCGUUAUGCACAGAACAUGUCCUACUGAUAGAACACGUCCUUACUGCACAUGAGUCAUUAAGAUAACCAGAAGUAAUAUUCAAGCUUUAUGAGCUUUUAUUGCUGCAGAUGUUUUUCUACUCAAUGUAAAAACAACCGAGCUGAUAACAGGUAAUAUAUAUCCUGACGUUGAUAUGAGUAUGAUACCGCUCCAUUGGGCGAUCCGAACCAGGAAAAAAAAAAUCCUCUUCGCUCAAUUGGAUAGACCUACAACCAAUCAGAGCAACGUAGUGUGUGACGUAUGUUAAGCGACGCAUAGUUGUUGUCAACAGAGCUCCACUUCACGCGCGCUGGAAGAAGGAGAAGAAGAAGAUGAGUGAAAACGACUUUUGCCGGUGUUGUAAAAAGUAUUUAAGGAUACACGGACAACUCAGCAACACGAACAACCUUUUUGAGAGAAACGGUAAAGACGAGUCCACGUACGAACAAGUUCUGCGUUUGGGAUUACGACUCCAAAUCCCAUCGAAGAGAUCGUGUCGCAUUUGUCGGGCCUGUAAGAACUUGAUAACACGGCUGGACCGCGACCUCCCCGUGUUUAAAAAAUGGACAGACGACGAAGGAGACCAGGCUCAAGAAGCGUGUCCAUCUGGGGCAUCAGAGGAAAGAGACCGGGGGCCUCCUCCCUCCAUGACGCCCGGGGCUCUGAAGAAGUUCUGCCCCGAUCCGUCAACUCCAACCGGUACCACGACGCGAAGCAGCACCACAGAGGUUGUCACCCAUUACCCAUCACAGACUGUUGCCAAGAUGUCUUCGGAGCCCCCGCUGGUCGGAGGCGGAGCUGCAGGGAAAGCGACUUCCUCUUCAGUUGUGGCAGGAAACAGGAAAUGGGACGGAGGCGGCGGGAUGGACCAGAUCAACAUGGUGAGAAUAGACGACACUCACAUCGCAGAGGAGCCGUCUGACCUCGGGGGAAAGGUUAAAGGUGAAGCAGUGGACUACUACGAGGUGGAGUACUCGAUACCUGCAGAGGAGGAGGAGGAGACGGAGGAGGAGGAGGAGGACAGCCUCUACGUGAUUGAAUAUUCAAAUCCAGAGGAGGAGGGGGACAGCUACCAGUUCACCAUGUCUGUGGACAGAUCGCUCUCGGCUAAACGGCCGGUCAAACAUCCAGUGGUCAAAGAAAACGCCACAGCUCCUUCAGCGAUGGCGUCCAGAACUCAGGGGUCGUCCAGGCAGACGGUGAAUCAGAAGAGGAAGAUGAGAACAGAAGAGGAGGAGGAGGAAGAGGAGGGAGCUAUAAGAGGGCAUGGAGCUCUGAGAGGACGACAGCUAUGUGAGGGAGUCGGGGAAAGACUCCAUCCCUCGAUGCAGCAUCUGUGACCGAGGCCUCAAGACAAUCGAGAUGAACCUCGCCGAUCAGUUCAGGCACGUGGGGGGGGGGGG